Molecule: messenger RNA, 2993 nt
Organism: Ictalurus furcatus (blue catfish)
Lineage: Eukaryota; Metazoa; Chordata; Actinopteri; Siluriformes; Ictaluridae
Gene: cldnd1b
Product: claudin domain containing 1b
Exons: 6
Coding region: 458-1198 (246 amino acids)
Cellular component (GO): membrane
Source: RefSeq, a predicted model, not a curated record
CCCCGGGCUGAGACGAGUCGGCUGUGAUGAGGAAGCCUGGGGCCGCGUCCCAAAACGGCGCCAUGUUGGAAGUGUAGCGCACUACGUAGGGUUCAGAGGACGUGAGUGCACUAACUCUAAUCCCUAAGUAGUGCACUCGUGUAGGGAUCAGCGAGUCCUUUGGGAUACAGCCCGAGUGAGUGUGACCGGUAUGUACAGUAUGUUUAUAGCGACGUGUAGGAGCAUGUGAAGGAAAUAAAACAUAAAACACAUCAGUCUGUGGUCAGAGUCCUGGAUAAUAACUCCAGCAGUGUGACACCUGAAUUAUUCCUGACUUCACCAUGACGCAGUGAUCUCUAACCGACAGCUCUACACUGUAUUCACUAAUAGAAUUGUAUUAAAGCCGUGUGUGUGUGUGUGUGUGUGUGUGUGUGUGUGUGUGUGUGUUAGUGUUAGAGCAUCGUACAGGAGUGUAAACAUGGUGGAUAACCGCUAUGCCACAGCCUUAGUGAUCGGCUCUGUGCUGAGCCUGUUGGCCAGCGUGUACCUCUCCGUGGCGGUCGGUACUCAGCAUUGGUGCCAGUACCGCAGUCCGCCGGCCAGCAACGACGCCAACAACGGCUCGGACCUGCGGGAGCUGAAGGACGCUUUCGGGAGCGAGGACGUGCCCGAGAACUCGUACAGUAUGGCACUGUUCCGCCUCAACGGCUCUGUGGGGCUGUGGUGGCGCUGCAUCCUCGUACGUCAAACAGGUUUAGACUCUAAGAUGGUGUCUGAAUGUGAGGCCUUCACUUUAGCGCAGCAGUUUGAAAUCAAACACCUGAAUCACAGCAGCGGUGAUGAGGAUUUCCUGCGCACCUAUCUGUGGCGAUGUCGCUUCAUCUUCCCCCUGGUGUCUCUCGGCCUGGUGUUUCUGGCAGCGCUGGUCGGAGUGUGUGCCUGUCUCUGUCGCAGCCUCACACCCACCCUGUUCGUCGGAUUAUUGCACCUUCUGGCAGGUCUGUGCUCCCUGGCCACGGUGUGCUGCUUCCUGGCAGGAAUGCAUCUGCUACACCAAACGUCGGAGUGGCCCGAGGGCGUCGUCUGGUCUCUGGGCUGGUCCCUAUACCUGGCCCUGGUCUCCUCCCCGCUGCAGAUGAUGGCCGCCGCUCUGUUCAUCUGGGCCGCCAGGAGCCACCGCAAGAACUACACUCGCAUGACCGCUUACAGGGUCGCGUAAUUCAGUGUUCACACACCGCAGGACUGGAGCACCAGAGCACUGAAUCAGCGUACCUCUGAGAAUCAAACACAUCACAUAUACCGCUCACCUGAGGAAUCACCUGAGGAAUCACCUGAGGAACCACCUGAGGAACCACCAAGGGAAUCAUUAGAGGAGUCCUGGGUGGGUGGUGGGGUACCUGAGGAGUCACCUUAGUGAAUUAUAACUGAGGCUUUAUAAUGUUAUAAGCUCCUCAUUACUAUCUUCUUCACCACUAAACCCAGUCCUACAGCAGAGUCCAUGCGUCUGAGUGAAGAAUGAAGGUUUCCCCAGUACCUGUACACCGUCCUGCAGAGAAUCCAUCACAAAUACUUUCCUGAACAUCAUCUGUUCAUAAGCAUCAUAACAGGAUAUUCAAAUGUAUUCCUGUAAACAUCUACGGAAGCGUGUAAGAGUGUCUUUCAACCCGGAAUAUUUCUAUCAUUUUUAAGAUAAAGUGCAAAAGCUGGGAUUCCUGAGUUUCAGAUCGUUCAAGUGUCUGGACAUUUUUCUGGCCCUGAAAAUAAGCUCCGCCCCUUGGCGUCACCCACAGAGCUGAUAUAGAUCACAACCCGUAAGUAAUGUUUCGUUCCUACGAAAUGCUCAUGAAAAUCAGUGUUUAUUACAAACUUUUCAUUUUUAACUUAAAUAAAAUAACGUUAGAGAUUUUUGGUGGAAAUUAUGCAGCCUAAAAAUAUAAAAGCAGACUUCAUGGGUUUUUUUCUAGAGUUCAGAGGAAUGUGAGUGUUUAAUAUACACAGCUGGUCAAGUGAAGGAAUAAUGCUUAAUCAUGAUUGUGGGCGUGGCACAUAACAAGAAUCAGUCUGAUUGGCUGCCACUGUUAUAUUAGCAUCUCAUUUGCAUUAAAUCAUUUUUGGGGUUUUUUUUGCUCUGUAUGUCUGUCAUUUUCACAAUCCUUCAUAUUUUUAUUAUUAUUACAGAUAAUAUUUUCCCUCAUAUAUCGCCACAUGACAAAGUUUUGGCACCUCAUGGUUUCCAGUAAUUACCAAGAGAAUUAAAUAUUUAUUCGCAUAUAAUACAUUACUCCAUGUGAGCUACAGCUCAUUCUUUUUAUGCCCCGGUUUUAUUUUUUGUUUUAUUUUUACCUGAAAAUAACUUUUUUGAGAUUUUGAGAUGGAAUGCUGGCCCGGUAACCGUAUUGGGAUAAAAAUUGAGCUGAAUAAUUCAUUCCCUGUGUUCAUUGUGAAGCUGUUAAAAACGUAAUCCAAUUAGUUUAGUCAGCUUUUUUGCAGUAUAUUCGAUGAAGUGUGUAAUUUCUGUGUAAUCAUGUCUGUGUGCGUAGCAGAAACUAUUUUUGAAUGCAGUAAUUUAAAGAGGUGCAUUAACCACUGAAGCCUUUUACUUGUUUUAUUUUUCUGGAUUGUGGUCUUCAUUACGCGCAUGUUUUAUUUCUUUAAAUCUUAUAUUGGAAUGUUUUUUUCUUCUUUUCAGUAGAUCACAUAAUCACUUUAAAUCUGUAUCAUGGCUGUUGUGUAUGUAUUUAUAUAUUUAUAAAACCUUUUGGAGGAUUUUUUUUCUUUUAGUUAGCAUCAUGUGGCUUGUUUUGGUGCGAUUCUAAAUUGUCUCUUAAACCGUAUGCAAUACAUUAACGCCGAGUUAAACAGAUACCUCACGGUCAGGAUGAAACACCAGGACAGUCCACUGUGACAUUUUAAUGCAGCCCAGAUUACCCUCUGUGUCUUUUAGGUUUUUAUACGUGUUUUUAUAUUUCUACAUUUCAAAUGAGCGAUCACAAUAAAUGUCUUUCCAAGUGGAA